Arvicanthis niloticus (Nile rat) is the source of this 1629-nucleotide messenger RNA. Lineage: Eukaryota; Metazoa; Chordata; Mammalia; Rodentia; Muridae. The record is from RefSeq and is a predicted model, not a curated record.
AUGAGCGGGCUCUGGGUUGCACGCCUCAAGCCGUUGGAGCUUCUGCUGUCGCUGUUACCGCUGCUGCUCGGGACGCGGCCCCACGGCAGUCCAGGCCCACUGCAGUGCUACAGCGUCGGCCCCUUGGGAAUCCUGAACUGCUCUUGGGAACCUCUGGGCGACCUGGAGACUCCACUCGUGCUGUAUCACCAGAGUCAGAAAUACCGUCCCAACAGAACCCAGGAGGUGAAGGUGCCUUCCAGACAGAGCUGGGUGACUAUUCCCCGAGAACAGCUCACCAUGGCUGACAAACUCCUCAUCUGGGGGACGAAAGAGGGACAACUUCUCUGGUCCCCUGUCUUUGUGAACCUGGAGACCCAAAUAAAGCCAGGCAUCCCCCAGAUCUUCUCUUAUGUGGACAUUUCUAAGGAAGCAACCCUGGAGGCCACUGUGCAGUGGGCACCACCCAUGUGGCCACCGCAUAAAGUUCUCAUCUGUCAGUUCCAGUACAAGAAAUGCCAGGCUAAAGAGUGGACCCAGCUGGAGGCACAGCUGAAGACAGACCUGCUGACUCCUGUUGAGAUGCAGAACCUGGAACCUGGCACCAGCUACCAGGUGUCCGGCCGCUGCCAGGUGGAGAAUGGAUAUCCGUGGGGCGAGUGGAGCCCGGGCCUGUCCUUCCAGACGCCAUUCUUGGCUUCUGAAGAUGUGUGGGUAUUGGGGACCGUCUGUGAAACAUCUGGCAAACGGGCAGCCCUGCUUGUCUGGAAGGACCCAGGACCCUGUGUGCAGGUGACUUACACAGUCUGGUUUGGGGUUGGAGAUACUGCUACAACUCAAGAAGAGGUCCCGUGCUGCAGGUCCCCCAUCCCUGCAGGGAUGGAGUGGGCAGUGCUCUCUACUGGCAACAGCACCAGCUGGGCACCUCCCGCUAACCUGUCUUUGGUGUGCUUGGCUCCAGAAUCUGCCCCCCUUGAUGUGGGAGUCAGCAGCACUGACGGGAGCCCAGGGAUGAAGGUGACCUGGAAACAAGGGACCAGGAGACCGUGGGAGUACGUGGUGGACUGGGCUCAAGAUGGAGACAACCUGGACAAGAUCAACUGGAUCCGUCUUCCCCCUGGAAACCUCAGCACCUUGUUACCAGUGAGCAGUCAAACCCAGACUGUGACUCUGCCCAACCUCCACGCGGGUUCCAUCAAGCUGUGGGUGAUGGUGUCCACUGUUGCAGGACAGGGCCCACCUGGUCCCAGCCUUUCACUUCACCUACCAGACAACAGGAUCAGGUGGAGAAUUCUGCCCUGGGUUCUGUCCUUGUGGGGCUUGCUUCUGAUGGUCUGUGCCCUGAACUUGGCCACUACCAGGUCCCUGCUGGCCAGGUCCUUAUGCCAGCGACACAAGUUGCUUCCCCAGUGGAUAUGGGAGAGGGUUCCUGACCCUGCCAACAGCAAUUCUGGGCAACCUUACAUAAAGGAGGUGAGCCUGCCCCAACCACUCAAGGACGGACCCAUCCUGGAGGUGGAGGAAAUGGAGCUACAGCCUGUUGUGGAGCCCCCUAAAGCCUCUGCCCUGCUUUACUCUGGGUAUGAGAAACACUUCCUGCCCACACCAGAGGAGCUAGGCCUUCUGAGGCCUCCAGCCCCCAAGUUCUAG